AUUUGUUGUCUCAUCUCUAGCAAAAUUAAACACCCAAGCCUGUGUUCGUUUUGUGAUAAGGAUAACCAAAUGUUUUGUGACCAAAACAAAAAACAAGUAUUAUUACCUGUUUUGUAGACCAAAGUGAUAACGGUAAAAAUAUUACGGCACGGCAAAUAUUUGUGGAGUCUCGAGAAGUGAGAAGCCUGAACUCGAGUUAUACUUUUGUUAAUCAUACAGGAUGAAAACAGCAAAAAAAGUUAUCAUCAAAAUAGCUUCUGAUGAUCAAAUUACGGAUAAUUCGAGGAGGGGUAUAAGAACUCUGAGAGACAUACAGCAGCCAGCUAUUGAUAAGGAAAAUCUUGGCAGAUACACAUCUAUGAAGGACGUAAAAAUAAAUAAGAUAGAGAAAACAGAAACAAGAAAGCCAAAGUUGUUGAUGCAACAUAAAUGUAUACAAGUUGGAGAUAGUCUAAUAACUGCUGAAGAUUUAACAUCAGAUGAACCUAGUGCAGAUUAUUGGAAAAAAUUAGCAGAAACAACACAAGAUGCAUUGAACAGCAGCAUCCAAGAAAAUGAAAAGCUGAAAGAAGAUAUUGCAAUAUUACAGGAAGAAAACAAAGUUUGUAAAGAAAUGUUGGAAGAGAGUAAACAUCUUGUUGAAGUCUUACAGGUCGACCGAGGAUUGCGACUGAACAGAAUCGAAGAGCUUUGGUCAAAAUCUGCAAAUCAGGUAAACGAAACACUUUAAGGGCAGUUACCGCUCAGUGGAACAUAAAGUGUCGAAUGCAGGUUUCACGAGAAUGCUGUCGAAAAUACAUUCAUAAAUCUGGACUCAAAUUUUAUAAGGAAAUGAUCAGUGAGAAAGAUGAUGAUGAGCAAGAUACUGAAGAAAAUGCAGACUGAUGGUGACAAUGCCAGGUCACAUUAGGUUAUAAGUGACAUCACUUAGAUAUAGUUUAAACUUGUUAUACAUAUUUGUAGUGUCUACCUGAACAAAUUCUAACUGGUAGUUACCGGUUGGUUACUCUAUUCAAGAAUAAUUAUUAGUAGAUACUAAAUUUGAAAGUUAUGAGUUUAACUAUUUUUCCGAUAUAAAAUAUAUUAAUAUUGAAACUAAUUUUCAAACUGCCGAUUUAUAUAAAUCCAAGAUUAUUUUUUUAUAUAAUAAAGGUCUAAUACGCUAAAAA
Molecule: messenger RNA, 1169 nt
Organism: Acanthoscelides obtectus
Lineage: Eukaryota; Metazoa; Arthropoda; Insecta; Coleoptera; Chrysomelidae
Source: the annotation of a GenBank genome assembly